AUGGAUUCAACAAAUAGUACUACCAAUGAUGGCACCAAAAAGAAGGGGAAAUUUAUAGUCUUUGAGGGACUCGAUAGGUCGGGAAAAUCGACUCAGUCGAAACUGCUAGUGGAACACUUGAGGAGGAAAAAUAUGGAAGUUAACCAUUUGUGUUUUCCCAACAGGGAAACCCCCACGGGACAAAUAAUCGCCAAGUAUUUGAAAAUGCAGAGCAACAUGACGAACGAAACCAUCCACCUACUGUUCUCGGCAAACCGAUGGGAGCUAAUGGGUGAAAUUAAGCGCCUGCUUGCAAAGGGCGUAUGGGUCGUCUGCGACAGAUAUGCCUACUCGGGGGUGGCCUACUCUGCGGGAGCGCUUAAAUUGCCCAAAACCUGGUGCAUGAAUCCCGACCAAGGCCUAAUCAAACCGGAUGUCGUUUUUUAUCUCAACGUUCCUCCCAACUACGCCCAAAACAGAUCAGAAUAUGGUGAAGAAAUUUACGAGAAAGUCGAAGUCCAGAAGAGGAUAUACGAAACGUAUAAAAAUUUCUCGCAAGAGGAUUAUUGGAUAAACCUUGAUGGGACCAAAAACAUCGACGACAUACACCAAGAUGUUGUAAGUGAGAUAACCAAACUGGAGACAGUGCAUGAAGAGCUGUUCACGUUUUUGUGGUC
Molecule: messenger RNA, 656 nt
Organism: Plasmodium cynomolgi strain B
Lineage: Eukaryota; Apicomplexa; Aconoidasida; Haemosporida; Plasmodiidae
Product: thymidylate kinase
Exons: 7
Biological process (GO): dUDP biosynthetic process; dTTP biosynthetic process; dTDP biosynthetic process
Cellular component (GO): nucleus; mitochondrion; cytoplasm
Molecular function (GO): dTMP kinase activity; ATP binding
Source: RefSeq, a predicted model, not a curated record